CGAAAGCAUCUAAAAAGGCUUCGAACUUUCUUGACCCUUUUCACGCACAUUGUCAUGGACAAAGGCUUGCUUGCAUGAAAAUUACCAUUCAGUGAAGCAUUUGUGUAGCUUUUAGGGGUGACUAUGGACACUGGUGAUGUAUUUAGAAUAAGCAGUGCAAGGCUGAGCAGCUCAAAUAUAUGGAGGAACAGUGGGAAGGAGAUCUUCUCAAGGUCUAGCAGGGAUGAGGAUGAUGAGGAGGCUCUGAAGUGGGCUGCACUUGAAAAGCUUCCAACGUAUUUGCGUAUUCGACGGGGAAUUCUCGCCGAAGAAGAAGGCCAGAUAAGAGAGGUCGAUAUCGAGAAUCUCGGAUCGAUAGAGAGGAGGAACUUGUUGGAGAGGUUGCUGAAUACAGCUGAGGAAGACAAUGAAAAGUUCUUGUUAAAGCUGAAGAAGAGGAUUGAGAGAGUUGGACUAGAUUUUCCUUCGAUUGAAGUCCGAUUCGAGCAUCUAAAUGUCGAGGCCGGAGCUUAUGUUGGAAGCCGAGCUCUACCCACAAUUUUCAAUUUCUCUGUCAACAUACUUGCGGGGUUUCUCAACUAUUUUCACAUCCUUCCUAGUAGAAAGAAACCAUUACCGAUCCUCAACGAUGUCAGCGGAAUCAUCAAGCCUUGUAGAAUGACAUUACUUCUGGGGCCUCCAGGCUCUGGCAAGACCACAUUACUUCUAGCAUUAGCUGGGAAGCUCGGCAACGAUUUGAAAUCCUCGGGAAGAGUCACGUACAAUGGACACGGGAUGAAAGAAUUUGUACCGCAGAGGACAUCGGCUUAUAUUAGUCAAUAUGAUCUCCAUAUAGGAGAAUUGACUGUUAGAGAAACUCUGGCUUUCUCGGUCAGGUGUCAAGGCAUGGGAUCCCAUUAUGGUGAGUUUGCGCUAUUUUUCUUUGUUACCAUGAUUCGAAGAGCAGUUGCAAUGGAAGGGAAGGAGACUAAUAUUGUUACUGAUUAUAUACUCAAGGUGACUUCAAGGAAAGAUCAAGAGCAGUAUUGGGCGCAUAAGGACUCCCCUUACAGAUUUGUAACCCUCAAGGAAUUUUCCGAAGCAUUUCAAUCAUUUCACAUCGGUCAGAAAGUAGGCGACCAACUUGCAAUCCCGUUCGACAAGUCGAAAGGCCAUCCAGCUGCUCUAACAACUAAGAAGUAUGGGGUGAGCAAGUUGAAGAAUUGGUAUUCUUAA
This is a messenger RNA of Syzygium oleosum, 1215 nucleotides long. Its product is annotated as pleiotropic drug resistance protein 1-like. Lineage: Eukaryota; Viridiplantae; Streptophyta; Magnoliopsida; Myrtales; Myrtaceae. Bases 124 to 1215 code for a protein of 363 amino acids. The transcript is spliced from 8 exons. The record is from RefSeq and is a predicted model, not a curated record. Gene Ontology annotation, molecular function: ATP binding; ATP hydrolysis activity.